AUGUCCGACGGCUCGCUUCUCAAAUGCGCUCACACCAACCCCGAUGGCGCAAGGCUCCCUGAUUACACGGCGCAGCCGGCCAUUGUCCUCAAGCUCGAGGACGGAAGCGGCAUUCUUCUUCCAAUAAUUGUCUUGGACUUGCCGAGCCAGAUGGCCCAAGAGGCCAUUCGUAAUGUCCCACUUGUGAAACUGGUGCGCGUCACUCACCGCGUGUGCGAGGCGUACUACGCCCGAAUUUACCUCGAGAAGGUAAAUCUCCCUGACCACAAGGUGGGCGAAGGUGGAGGAACGGUAUUCAGCCUUGACCUGAGGCCAUCUGAUGCGAUCAACCUGGCAAUCAGAGCAAGGGUGCCCGUUCAGGUGAACAGAGCCCUGGCGGUUGGGGAUGGCGUGAGAGUCGUCAGCACCGCGCCUCAGCCAGCACCCCGUUCGGGCCGAACAGUUCGCCGGCGCAACUUUGCGCCCACUGAGGAGGACAUGCCUGAUGCGUCAAGCAUGGUGCUACAAGACCUUACAGCGGAGUUCAGACUGCGUCAAGACAUGCAGAAGGCCAUCGAAGAGGAGCGGUUCAGUGAUGCAGCUAAAAUCCGUGACGAGCUCACAGCCUUCCGUAUGCUCAAGGCCAGGCAUGAAGACUAA
Molecule: messenger RNA, 639 nt
Organism: Closterium sp. NIES-65
Lineage: Eukaryota; Viridiplantae; Streptophyta; Zygnematophyceae; Desmidiales; Closteriaceae
Source: the annotation of a GenBank genome assembly